GUGAGAAUUUGGCAGAUGCAGCAAUCUUCGAAGUAUACGAAGAGACAAGCGUUAUGUCAGAAUUUGACUCUAUAGUGACGUUUCGACAGGCGCACAACAGAAUGUUCGGCUGUUCUGACAUUUACGUCAUCAUCAGCCUAAAUGCUGUCACUGAAGAUAUCCACAAGUGUGAUCGAGAAAUUGAAAACGCACAAUGGAUGGACAUCGACGAAUUUAUGAACCACACGGAGUUCCGAUGUUUAGAUGUUGACAGUGACCUUUUGGAAGUAUUAGCUGUAGAUCUUGUGGCAGCUGCGUUCAAGUCUGGGAGGCUUGCAUACGUCUUUAGAGUCUCCACUGCAUUCUUCACUAGGAGAGAGUUGAUUCCUCUAGAAGGACUUGUGCGCCUGCGCAUCAGCUGUUUCAAUCCGACAAAUUUGGAAAGAUUUUCAGAAACAUUCAGUUUUGGAGAUCCUUUGACCGUUUUGGGAGAUUGUUGCAAUCUUUUUAAUUUUGCCGAGGCUGGUGAGCCGAUCAGUAAUGAUUUGUUCCUUAUGAAGUGA
Molecule: messenger RNA, 542 nt
Organism: Acanthoscelides obtectus
Lineage: Eukaryota; Metazoa; Arthropoda; Insecta; Coleoptera; Chrysomelidae
Source: the annotation of a GenBank genome assembly